AGGAAGGUUUUGACAGUGGAUGCCCGGAACCAUGGAGACAGCCCACACAGCCCUGAUUGCAGCUAUGAGGCCAUGAGCGCUGACCUGCAGGCCCUUCUGCCCCAGCUUAGCCUGGUCCCCUGUGUCCUCAUCGGACACAGCAUGGGGGGUAAGACGGCCAUGAUACUGGCAGUGCAGAGGCCAGAGCUGGUGGAACGUCUGGUCCUGGUGGACAUCAGCCCAAUACCAACCACAGCUGACUUAAACUUCCACACCUACAUGACAGCCAUGAAGGCUGUGCACAUCCCCAAGGACCUGCCCCUCUCUCGGGCCCGAAAAAUGGCAGAUGAGCAGCUCAGUCCUGUCAUUAAGGCUAUCAGUGUGAGGCAGUUCCUCCUCACCAAUCUGGUAGAAUCCAAUGGGCAGUUCGUGUGGAGAAUCAACCUUGAAGGCCUGAUCCAGCAGCUGGACAAGAUCAAGGAUUUCCCUCUGCUCCAGGGUUCCUACUCUGGCCCCACACUCUUCCUCAGUGGUGCUGAAUCUGAUUUUAUCCAGCCAAGUCACCACCCUGAGAUCAAGCGUCUGUUCCCUCAAGCUCAGAUCCUGUCUGUCCCAGGGGCUGGCCACUGGCUUCAUGCUGAUCAGCCCCAAAGCUUUAUGGCCAGUAUUAAAGACUUCCUGUCCUUGCAGUGAGCUCUUCCCUCUCUCUCCAUCCCCAGUGGCUCUCAAGCUCUCAGAAGACCCUGGGGACCAGAGGGCGCCUCCUGCUGGGGAAGAAGGAAGCCCAGGACUGUUACCUCCUAUCCACCACAACCAGUGUUUCAGACUUUAACAAAUAAAGCUAUUUCUAGCCCCAUCUGGAGGGAAAAAAGAAAGAAAUUAAGUUUUGCUAAUAUUUCAAAUAUAGAUCAACAUCUUCACUCUCCAUGUGUUUAUGUAUCAUGUGUUAAUAAUCAAAUGAUAAACACAUUAUAGUUCAAAGAGAGCAGAGUUUUGUACUAUUAAUAAGCAAAAUACAA
Gracilinanus agilis (Agile Gracile Mouse Opossum) is the source of this 998-nucleotide messenger RNA. Its product is annotated as protein ABHD11-like. The coding region runs from base 73 to 672 and encodes 199 amino acids. The transcript has 5 exons. Gene Ontology annotation, cellular component: mitochondrion. Lineage: Eukaryota; Metazoa; Chordata; Mammalia; Didelphimorphia; Didelphidae. The record is from RefSeq and is a predicted model, not a curated record.